UAGGGUUUCUUCCCUAGCUGUUCUUCACAAGAGCGGCGGCGAUCGAACUGCGCGGCGAGCUCCGAAGGAUUUUCCGCAUCGAGGAGGAAGAAGAGAGAAGAUGGGUCACUCCAACGUGUGGAACUCUCAUCCCAAGAGCUACGGCCCCGGUUCUCGCGCUUGCCGGGUAUGUGGAAACCCUCAUGGUUUGAUCCGGAAGUAUGGACUGAUGUGCUGUAGGCAGUGCUUCCGCAGCAACGCCAAGGAAAUUGGCUUCAUUAAGUACCGCUGAUUGAGGGGGAGUCAUGUCAUAAACAAUUGGAGGAGGUUAUGCAAAGAGUUUUGUCUGGACGUGUAAUUUCGAACUUUUCUUUCAUCUUCUUGCUCCAAGUUAGGCGUUACUGAGAUUUCUCUUGGAUAUGUUUGGUUGGCUGUUGCCCUUUGGAAGCUGAUUACCCCCUGGUCUACAGGGGUACAUGGACAUGGUUUAUUUGACCUCUUGAAAGAAAAACAAAAUCAGCAUGAGUACCUCUCAAGAAAUUUAAUAUUUAUUGACUUGCUUGUGCUA
Molecule: messenger RNA, 547 nt
Organism: Eucalyptus grandis
Lineage: Eukaryota; Viridiplantae; Streptophyta; Magnoliopsida; Myrtales; Myrtaceae
Product: 40S ribosomal protein S29
Exons: 3
Coding region: 101-271 (56 amino acids)
Biological process (GO): translation
Cellular component (GO): ribosome; cytosolic small ribosomal subunit
Molecular function (GO): structural constituent of ribosome; zinc ion binding
Source: RefSeq, a predicted model, not a curated record